CGAAAUCGCAAGCAGACUUUCGUUAGAAGCUCAAAAAAUUUCUUCCUUCUCCGCCUAAGAUCGCCGGCUUCGGCCACGUUCAAAGACGCCGAUAAUGGCUGGCAGCCACCUUCCGCCGGCUGAGCUGACCACCAGCGGCCGCCCUGUCCUCUUCCCCCAUGAAAUCGAGUGCUUCUUACUCUCCAACGUUGACUUAGAAUCGGAGGACUCCCAGCAGCUCAACUUCUCCAUCCGCCUCAGAUCGGGCCUCCUCAUCCUCACCACGCACCGCCUCAUCUUGCUCCCCCCCGAUCCCGUCCCACCCGGCUCCAAGGGCGCGUGGGUCCCACUCGCCGCCAUCUCCCACAUAUUCUCCUCGAAGAAGUCCCUUAAGUCCAUGUUCCACUCUCCUCGGCUCUCUUUCCAGCUCUCCGUCGGCACGGAUGGCUGUAUCGACACGGGAGGCUCGGUACGAGGCUCCAGGUCGGCGGUGAUGACGCUGGUGAUAAGGGGCAAGGCCGAUGUGGACGCUUUUGUGGGGAAGUUCUGGGAGAACUGGAGAGCCAGGGCUUGGGAGAAGAACAGUGAGGAGACAGGGAGUUCUGGCUCUGCCGGUUCGAGUCUCGGGUCAGGGUCAGGCUCAGGAGGGUUCGAUUCGACCGGGAUGAGGGUGGUCGGUGUGGCAGGGAUACUGAGGAGGGAGCAGGAAAUUUGGGAGAGCACUGAUAAGAGUUUGCAGGAAGCUUUCCAGGACUUGAAUGCUCUCAUGGGCAAAGCCAAGGAGAUGGUAAUGCUAGCAGAGAAGAUGAGGCAAAAACUCUUGUCUGGUUCAUCUCAAGCUGGUGGAGGAAAUGAUGAAGAAAUGGGUUCAAAAGAAGAAAUGCAAGACUGGUUGUUGAGUGUUGGUAUCAUAUCUCCAGUUACAAAGGAGUCAGCUGGUGCUCUGUAUCACCAACAACUGUCCCGGCAGUUAGCAGAUUUUGUUAAAAUUCCGCUAGAGAGAUCUGGGGGAGUGAUCAACCUUAUCGAUGUAUACUGUCUUUUCAAUCGUGCUCGGGGCACAGAAUUAAUCUCUCCGGAGGAUUUGUUGCAAGCAUGUUCUCUUUGGGACAAAUUUGAUAUUCCAGUGAUGCUUCGGAAGUUUGAUAGUGGAGUCAUGGUCAUUCAAAGCAAGUCCCAUAGAGAUGAAGAGGUUUUUGCUAGAAUCAAGACCCUAGUGACAAGGCCCAAUGCCCUGCGAAUGGGUAUAAGUGCAAGUGAUGCUGCAAUAACACUUGGCAUUGCUCCAGCAAUGGCAAAGGAGCAUCUGUUAACUGCUGAGAGCCGAGGUCUACUGUGCCGGGAUGUGAGCCCCAAUGGGUUUCGGUUUUAUAUCAACCUGUUUCCUGAGAUCAGUGUAGAUGCUCUCUACAUAGUGGGAAGUCAUGGGAUUUAUGCUACAUGGAUCAAUACAAUAUCUACUUCUGGGUUGGGAUGAGGAACAAGAUCUUAGAUUCGAAACUUAGCACGGAGAUGGAGGUAGUUUCAUGUAUGUAACGCAUGUCAAACAUGAACCUGAAAUGUCCAAUGGUCACACUAACAUUUCUUCUGGAGGUGGUCUUGCGGAAAUUAGCUUUCCCUAUCAGGAUUCAAACUCCGGUCAACCUUGUCAGGGGAGGCAGAGAACGGAGCUCAGGAUUCGGAGCCACUUUUUUUUGCUGGACCGAUCACUUUUCUGAAUAAAAUGCAUUAUUAUGGUUGAUCAGUCAUUUCAUUGUCUUAUCUCAAGACGGCCUUAAGAGGCACAAUGCUUUGAUUCGAUUGAUCUUUUAUAUAUAUUUAUAGGGAAAAUGACAUUAUUGGUCCUAUAUGUAUGGCAUUUUUUGAUUUUGAGUCCUAAAAGUUUGACAAAAGGUAACAAAGUCAUAUAAGUUUUCAAAAAGUGUCAGCAUUGGUCCUAAAUCUGGACUUAAUGACGUCAAGUGGCCGUUAAUUCAAUGACGUAGCAUGUUCUUAUUGGAUCGAUUUGAAAUCUACCUGUCUUGCUCAUGCCAACCCGACUUGCUCCAGGGAAUACUCGACCCACCAUAAUUCCCAAAAUCUGGUCGGCUUUGAAACCAACCCCACUGGAAGCUAAAUUCCCAAAAUCUCAAACCCAGCAAUGGAGGAUUGUGGAAGAGACUGAAGACCUUCGCCGAGGAAGCGGCCAAGAAGUCCCAAACCCUCACCAAUUUCGCCAAGCUCUUCGAUCUGAUCUCCGAGACCACCUAGAAGUCCAAGGAUCUUGCCGUCGAAGCCUCCAAGGUCGUUGGCUCGGAUGUAGAAGUCAGGUCCUUCUCUGAUGCCAUCGCCCCGCAGAUCACUAUCUUCUUCACCAAUGCUGGCCCAGAGCUCGACGCCAAGGAGCUCGGGGUCACCACUGAUCUGAGGGACUUCGUCCCUUGACCACCAUGACCUUCCAAUUUGCGAUUCGGAAAAAAUGAUUCGGAUUUCAUCUAGUUCAGUUUGCGAUUCCCAAUCUAGGGUUUCUGAUUCGGAUUGUUUUUGAUCUUUUCUGCAAUUUUUGUUUUUAUGGACUCAUCGUGUAACAUUGACCAUGCUGAGCACGCCAAGCUAUUGGAUUUGUGAGAACUUUUCGAUGCA
This is a messenger RNA of Punica granatum (pomegranate), 2601 nucleotides long. The record is from RefSeq and is a predicted model, not a curated record. Lineage: Eukaryota; Viridiplantae; Streptophyta; Magnoliopsida; Myrtales; Lythraceae.